AGUCCUGACCCGGAAGUGACACCCCCAACGACUUCCUGUGUCCAGACCGGCAACAUGGCAGCGGACACGCAGGUUUCAGACACGCUGAAGAAAUUUGCUUUAAAAGUGACUACAGCCAGUGUGAAAGAACGCAAGGAGAUUUUCGGAGAGCUGAAACAAUGUUUAAAGGGUAAAGAUUUACCAGAUCCUGCCAUAAAAGGCAUUUGCAAGCUCUUCUGCCUCACUCCUCACAGAUAUCGGGAUGCUGCUUCCCGCCGAGAGCUCCUCUCUGCCAUUACGCAGCUGGCGGAGCGUCAACCCGACAUUCUGGUGUUGAGCCUUCUCCACUGCCUUCAAACCGGCGGACUGGUCAACAAAAACGGAGAGCCGGGGAAAAGCACUGGCUCGGCUUCCUUUAUUGGCCUCUCGUGGACUUGUCUUCUAGUCCCCGCUGUUUUUUCUUCUCCAGAGAAGAGAGAUGGACCCACCUGGAAUAAAAUGGUGCAGGUUCAGAGCUUGCUUGUGGCUGAGGUGCUGGGUGGAGCAAAGUCCACCGCUCAGAAGUCCAGCCUGAAGACUCUGAAUCGUCUCUGUGAGGAACAUCCUGGUUUAGUUGAUCAAUACAUUACUACCUUGUUGAGUCUGGACCCGAACCCUGCAACUCUGGCUAUGCUGGGUGUGUGUCUAGACUUCUGCACAGCUCAGAAAGAUAAAGCAACAAUUGACAAACAUAAGAGUGCCAUGUUGGACCUGUACAUCAAGACCGUCCUAAUGAGCAAGACUAAAACACAACAGCACAUUGUGGACAAAAGUGGCUCCCUGUUGCGCCAUGUCUCCCACUCUGAGUUUAAGGAACUGCUUCUCCCAUGCAUGCAAAAGACAAUGCUGCGCAGCCCAGAAAAUGCCAUGCAAGCGGUUUCCUGCCUGCUGUCUGCACUGACUAUUGAUCUGAGUCAGUAUUCCAUGGAUAUUGUAAAGGCCAUAGCAAGUCAACUAAAAGCAAACAAUGCGCAGCUAAUGGAGGACGCAAUCCAGGCCUUGAAGAACUUGGCCCAACAGUGCAGUGACCCCAGCGCUGUACAGGACAUUGUAACACACCUUUUCAAGAUCCUUGGAGGAUCUGAAGGAAAACUCACAGUUGUCACCCAAAAGAUGAGCGUUCUGUCAGGGAUUGGCAGCUGCAGCCAUCAUGCUGUGUCAGGGACCUCAAACCAAACCCUAAGCUCUGCUGUUGCAUUGAUGUUUAUCCCUUAUCUGCAGCAAGAAGUCCACGAGGGCACCUUGGUGCACGCUGUGUCGGUGCUUUCCUUGUGGAGCAGCCGGCUUACUGUGGAGAUUCCUGCUGCUCUGUUGGAUUGGUUAAAGAAAGCUUUUACCCUCAAAACAUCAACCUCCCUUAUUCGCCAUGCCUACAUCCAGUCCAUGCUGGGCUCAUUUAAAGGUGACACCCUGGCCCAGGCCUUAGAUUUCAUACCACUGCUGUUGCAAACCGUGGAGAAAGCUGCAGCACAAAACUCCCAGCAUGCUCUGCUUGCUGAAGCCGUGGCAGCUUCGGUUCUUUUGAGCCGACUGGCUCUGCUUGAAACAGUGACAGAGACAAAAUUCUCGAGCUUUUGGAACUUGAUCUUGGAUAAAAAGAAGCCACUUUUCACGACAGAGAAGUUCCUUUCCCAGGCCAAUGACGAAACUCAGCUGACUGUACUGCUGCUUUGCGAAAGACUUUUCCUGGACCAUGCCCAGAAACUUAACAAAUCUCAGAUGUACCACAGUGCUACAGUAGCUGUCCUUCUGUCUCAGAGCUGGCUCGUGAGGAAGAGGGCUAAACAGACAGUCAAGAAGCUGCUCCUGUCCCUCGACGGCUCUAGCCUGGCCCAUGGCCUUCUGGGAGAGCUCCGAGCUGUCAUUAACAAACACAAAGUUUUGCCCCAGGAUGUCUUGAUGUCAGAGUCUGGAGAGCAAACUGAGCUCGGUCGCAGCUACAUUCGCCCACGUGUUCUCUUGGACGCGCUGCAUGUCAUUUGCUCCUGUGCCACCCAAUGGGGUGAUCCGAGGCAGUCUGAGAACUUGGCUAUGGAGAUCCUUUUAGUUUCUCAUCAUCCAUCUUUAGUCGAAGCUCGCCGUGGACUGUGGCCCGUUCUGCUCUCCUCCAUGGGCAUAAAAGCAGAAGAGUUCAUAGAAAAUAAUGUUGACGCUAUUCUGCCACAUCUGCUGGAGGUUACCGCCGACAAACAGGUCGUGCAAAAUGCUGUUGGUGCCCUUUGUUGUCUCUCUCCUGACAAGCUGUUGCCUCGUGUAAUCAGUCACGUCACAAAGGAGCUUAGCCAACCUGCUCUCAUUCACAUCACCAAGGAGGAGUAUGCCAUCAUGCAGACACCUGAGGGUGAACUCUAUGACAAUACCAUAACUGAGAGUGCCCAGAAGGAAAACAUCAAGAAGGUCAAUAUUAAGAGAGAAAACAAGGCAUACUCCUACAAGGAUCAGAUCAUUGAACUUGAGUUACAGGAGGAGAUGAAGAAGAAGAAAGGUAUUAAAGAUGAAGUACAGCUCACCAGCAAACAAAAGGAAAUGAUUCAAGCGCAACGUGAGAAAGAGGCAUCUAUUCGCACAAGACUUCAAGUGCUUGAUGUAGAGUUGCAAAGGGCGGUGGGUCUCCUAGAAGCUACUCUUAAAGAGAGCCCACCUCAGAUUACCAGGGAGCUACCUCAAGUCCUCCAGGUUCUGUUGCCUCUGUUGCACUCACCUCUGGCUGCUCCACGAAUCCAGCAAAUCUUCUUGGACAUUGGCGUGGGCCUUCUACCGCAUCACCUCCAUCCUCUAGGUGUGCUUGUUGGACAUGUGACUUUACGACUGCUGAAGCCGCUGUGUGAUCUGGAUGUGGCCUGGGAGCAGGAGGACCUGGACAAAGCAGUUACCCGCACUAUACUGCUGCUGCAUAACCACACAGUCCCACAGAGAGAAAGCAAGACUGGUGAUGUGACCCCACUGUCUGCACCGGCCUUUUGCUUCUGCUUUCCUCUCCUCAACUCCACACUCAUAGACUCGUCGGGCAGCACAGAGGAGACCCUGAUGACUAGAUCUUUGCAAAUCAUCAAUGAGCAUUGUCAACUUCGAGCCAGCACAAAUGAAGAGGUUAUCGUUGAUGAGAAUGGGCCUGAACUGCUUCCACGUGUUAAGAUGUUGCUGCUGUUGAUCAGACUUAUUUCUACUGCCGCACCAAGAAUUCAGGUGCUGGCAUCUCAGUGCUUAACGGCACUGUGUACCAGUGCUGGAGGAGGAGAAGGUUGCACUGUGGCAGAGCAGCCAGAAAUAGACGUCCUGCUCAAUGCUCUCCUUUCACCUUGCUUCUCUGUCCGUGAUGCUGCUCUCAGGGGCUUGUUGGAGAUGGAGUUUGCGUUGCCGACAGACAGCACAGAGCAAAGUGGACUGCAUUUGCUACGAAGGCUUUGGAUUGCUAGGUUUGAUGUGGAAGAAGAGGGUCGAGUUUUUGCUGAAAAACUCUGGGAAUCUCUUGAUCUGGAGUUGGUCCCAGAGCUCUGCUCUCUCCUGAUUAGCGACAUCACCCACCACGAAGAGGCUGUUCGUUCUGCUGCAGCUGAAGCACUGUCAAGUGCGGUUUCUCAAUAUAAAGACCAGUCAGCCCCAGUCCUUGGACAGCUAACUGAGCUUUACCACAAAAAGCUUUACAGGCCGCCACCUGUGCUGGACACCUUGGGUAGAGUCAUCUCUGAAUCUCCCCCUGACCAAUGGGAAGCAAGGUGUGGCAUUGCUCUUACUGUGAACAAGUUGUCACAGUACCUGGACAACUCUCAGGUAGCACCACUUUUCCUCUUCUUUGUUCCUGAUGCCCUGAAUGACCGCCAUACUGAAGUGCGCCGCUGCAUGUUGGACGCAGCCCUCUCAGCUCUCAACACUCAUGGAAAGGACAAUGUUAGCACCCUGCUGCCAGUGUUUGAAGAGUUUCUGAAGAACGCUCCUCAGGAUGCCAGCUAUGACGCUGUCCGUCAGAGCGUUGUCGUUCUCAUGGGCUCUUUGGCCAAACAUCUGGACAAAAGUGACCCCAAGGUUAAACCCAUUGUGGCCAAGCUUAUCACUGCCCUUUCCACACCGUCUCAGCAGGUCCAGGAAUCUGUAGCCAGCUGUUUACCUCCUUUAGUGCCUGCCAUCAAAGAGGAUGCUGCAGGAAUUGUAAAAAACCUGCUGCAGCUGUUGCUGGAGAGUGACAAGUAUGCUGAGAGGAAGGGGGCAGCCUACGGGCUGGCUGGCCUUGUCAAAGGGCUUGGGAUCCUGGCUCUCAAACAGCAGGAGAUCAUGGCUACUCUGACUGAUGCCAUUCAGGACAAGAAAAACUUCAGACGAAGGGAAGGAUCACUCUUUGCUUUUGAGAUGCUGUGCAACAUGUUGGGAAAGCUCUUCGAGCCUUAUGUUGUCCAUGUACUACCACAUCUUCUCCUUUGCUUUGGAGACGGAAAUCAGUAUGUCAGAGAGGCUGCUGAUGAUUGUGCCAAGGCAGUGAUGAGGAACUUGAGUGCACAUGGUGUGAAACUCGUCCUCCCUUCGCUGCUGGUGGCUCUGGAAGAAGAAUCAUGGCGUACUAAAGCAGGCUCUGUGGAGUUACUGGGUGCCAUGGCCUUCUGUGCACCCAAGCAGUUAUCUUCCUGUCUCCCUAGCAUUGUUCCCAAGCUGACAGAGGUGUUGACUGACUCCCAUGUGAAGGUGCAGAAGGCUGGUCAGCAGGCUCUAAGACAAAUUGGCUCUGUCAUCCGUAACCCUGAAAUUCUUGCUAUAACACCCGUCCUGCUAGAUGCUCUAACCGAGCCAUCCAGACGAACCCAGACAUGUCUUCAAACCCUUUUGGACACUAAAUUUGUACACUUCAUCGAUGCCCCUUCCCUUGCCCUGAUUAUGCCCAUUGUCCAGCGAGCCUUCCAGGAUCGUUCCACUGACACUCGUAAAAUGGCUGCUCAGAUCAUUGGCAACAUGUACUCCCUUACUGACCAGAAGGAUUUGUCGCCAUACCUACCUAGUGUCAUUCCUGGACUGAAGACUUCUCUAUUGGAUCCAGUACCUGAGGUACGCACAGUGUCAGCCAAAGCACUGGGGGCCAUGGUGAAGGGAAUGGGUGAAUCCUGCUUUGAUGACCUGCUGCCGUGGCUCAUGGAGACGCUGGCCUCUGAGCAGAGCUCUGUAGAUCGCUCUGGCGCAGCCCAAGGACUGGCUGAGGUGAUGGCUGGGCUUGGUGUGGAGAAGCUAGAUAAACUGAUGCCAGAUGUGGUGCAAACUGCUAGUAAGGUGGAUAUAGCCUCCCAUGUCAGAGAUGGCUACAUCAUGAUGUUCAUCUACCUGCCCCUUACGUUUGGAGACAAAUUUACUCCUUAUGUCGGACCCAUCAUCCCAUGUAUCCUCAAGGCUUUGGCUGAUGAAAAUGAGUAUGUGAGAGACACUGCUCUGCGAGCUGGCCAGUGCAUUGUUAGCAUGUAUGCAGAAACUGCCAUUGCACUCCUACUUCCUGAACUAGAACAGGGGCUGUUUGAUGACCUCUGGCGAAUCAGGUUCAGCUCAGUCCAGCUGCUUGGAGAUCUGCUGUUCCAUAUUUCUGGAGUAACAGGAAAAAUGACCACAGAAACCGCAUCUGAGGACGACAACUUUGGAACUGCUGCAUCGAAUAAAGCUAUCAUUUCAGCUCUAGGUGGUGAGCGGCGUAACCGUGUCCUUUCUGGACUCUAUAUGGGCCGUUCAGACACCCAGUUAGUGGUUAGGCAGGCGUCCCUUCAUGUGUGGAAGAUAGUGGUGUCCAACACACCCCGAACCCUUCGAGAAAUCCUCCCAACCCUCUUCACCCUACUGCUGAGCUUUUUGGCCUCCACCUGCCCUGACAAGAGAACGAUCGCUGCCCGGACACUGGGUGAUCUGGUGAGAAAGUUGGGGGAGAAGAUUCUCCCAGAAAUCAUUCCCAUCCUUGAAGAAGGUUUGCGCUCCGACAAGAGUGAUGAGAGACAGGGUGUCUGUAUCGGCCUCAGUGAGAUCAUGAAGUCCACCAGCAAAGACGCUGUGCUGGUUUUCUCUGAGUCUCUGGUUCCCACAGUGCGAAAAGCUCUGUGUGACCCUCUGGAAGAAGUACGACAGGAUGCAGCCAAAACAUUUGAGCAGCUCCACGUUACCAUUGGUCACCAGGCGCUGGAUGACAUCCUGCCUACUCUCCUCAGACAGCUGGAUGACGAGGAGACAGCAGAGUUUGCCUUGGAUGGACUCAAGCAAGUCAUGGCAGUGAAAAGUCGAUCUGUGCUGCCCUAUUUGGUGCCAAAGUUAACGGCUGCUCCUGUGAACACACGUGUGCUGGCCUUUCUGUCAGCCGUGGCUGGUGAUGCUCUGACUCGCCACCUGGGCGUUAUUUUACCUGCCAUUCUUUCCUCACUUAAAGGAAAAUUAGGAACAGAAGAUGAACCUCAGGAAUUAUGCAACUGCCAAACCGUGAUCCUCUCAGUGGACGAUGAUAUGGGCCAGCGUAUUAUCAUAGAUGAUUUAUUGGAGGCCACACGAAACAGUGACCCUGGGCUCAGACAGGCCGCCGCUACUAUCUUAAAUGGCUACUUCGCCCGCACACGCCUUGACUAUAGUGCCCAUACCCGCAACCUGCUCUCUGGCCUUAUCCGCCUCCUCAAUGACCCCAACACUGAAAUCCUGACUCAGAGCUGGGACACGAUCAACUCCAUCACAAGGAAAUUGGACGCAAGCAGCCAGCUGGCUCUGAUUGACGACCUUCAUCGAGACAUCAGAUCAGUAGCUGCUGAUGUAAAGGGUCAACAUCUGCCUGGUUUCUGUUUACCCAAGAAGGGUGUUACUUGCAUACUGCCUGUCCUGAGAGAAGGGGUCCUAACUGGUAGUCCUGAGCAGAAAGAAGAAGCAGCCAAAGCAUUAGGAGGGGUCAUCAAACUUACGUCCCCUGAGGCCCUGAGGCCCUCUGUGGUCAACAUCACAGGUCCACUUAUUCGUAUUUUGGGUGACCGCUUUGCUUGGACAGUGAAGACUGCGCUGCUGGAGACUCUCACCCUGCUGCUGGCAAAGGUCGGUAUUGCCCUGAAGCCUUUCUUGCCACAGCUGCAGACCACCUUUCUUAAGGCUCUGCAGGACACAAGUCGUGCAGUGAGGUUAAGGGCUGCUGAAGCUCUGGGCCAACUGGUUUCCAUCCACACAAAGGUGGACCCGCUCUUCACGGAGCAACUCUCUGCCAUUCGCAACGCAGAGGACUCUGGAGUGAGGGAGACAAUGCUACAAGCUUUACGGUUCGUCAUUCAAGGAGCUGGAUCAAAGGUGGACCCAAACAUCCGCAAGAACAUCAUUACCACAUUACUAGGCAUGCUGGGACAUGAUGAGGAUGCAACUCGAAUGGCUUCAGCGGGCUGUGUUGGUGAACUCUGCCCGUUUCUGUCAGACGAAGAGCUGAAGAGCGUGUUGCUUCAGCACAUCUUGGCGGAUAUGUCAGGUGUGGACUGGAUGGUGCGUCACGGUCGUAGCAUGGCUUUGGCCAUAGCUGUCAAAUGUGCGCCUGCAAAGCUGUGUGGGAAGGAAUACAGCGAUAGUGUGACGGAGACCAUUCUGACCAACGCCACUGCUGACAGGAUCCCCAUUGCUUGUAGCGGGAUUAGAGGGAUGGGAUUCCUGAUGAGACACCAGCUCAGCGUGGAUGGAAGCAGUAAUAUUUCCCAGCGCAUCAUCACGCAGUUUGUCAAGUGUCUUCAGAACCAGUCCAGCGACAUCAGGCUUGUGUCCGAGCAGGUCCUGUGGUGGGUCUUUCAAGAUCCAGCCACGCCUGCUUUGGAGACCGGUCAGAUCAAGUCUUUGUUGAAGACACUUCUAGACAACACCAAGGACAAGAACACCAGCGUGAGAGCCCAGAGUGAACACACCAUCGUCAACCUGCUCCGACUGCGACAGGGAGAAGAGUACUUCCAGAUGAUUACUACCAUCCUGGAUUCGGCAAGCAACGACCUUCUCUCGGAGUGUCACCGCCGCUCCUUGAAGAAGAUUGCCAGCCAGCCAGACUCCAAUGAAGAGAUUGAUGACACCAUACUAACGUGAUCGAGCUAUUGAGGUCAUACAGUAGAUGGACUGACAUGCUCUCCAGAGCUUCAAAACACACUCGUCUGCUAAUGAUGCUCCUUAGCGUGGAGACUGUUUUCCCACACAGGAACUCAACAUACUCGCCAGCCAGUACACACUUCAGUAAGAUGUGACGUGUAAUUUGCCCUCUCAGCUUUCUUCACACCUUUUUUUCUCUCAGCAAAUUCACAAUUGGAUUAGAGGAUUAUGCAGUCAUGUUUUUUUAUUUUUUUUUUAUUUGUAGUUGUCUAUUUUGUUAGGCUUUGAAUUUAAUUGUUUUCAGUUAUCUAAAAGAACAUGUGAUUGCGGAGCUGCUGAGAAAUAGUUUUCACCCCUGAAAUGACCCAACACAGAUUCUUUUUUUAACGGGCUGUCGAAAUACACAAUGUGCUGGUUGUCUUUUUUUAAUGUGCCACAAGUUCCUGUGCUGCAAAACAUCUGCUGAGCCUUUCAAUCACACCAUCCCCCGACCGACUCUUUGAUUAUUUUAAUGGCCUUCAGCCCCAAUUUAUAGCUCAAAUAUUUUACAAAAUGUGCGCAGCAACAAGUCCUGUGCUGAGGUUUUGAUUUUUUUUAAUUUUAGUAAAAGGAAUUUACAAUUCCAAUGAAUUCAUUUUUCACCCCAAGUUUUUGUCAAAAUUACAUAAGACAUUUUGGGGAGGGGUGUCUCUAACAAGACCAUUGUUGUGGUUGUGAAACGGCAGUAUGAAAAUAAAAGUACCUAAUUUCA
Molecule: messenger RNA, 8806 nt
Organism: Nerophis ophidion (straightnose pipefish)
Lineage: Eukaryota; Metazoa; Chordata; Actinopteri; Syngnathiformes; Syngnathidae
Gene: gcn1
Product: GCN1 activator of EIF2AK4
Exons: 57
Coding region: 55-8055 (2666 amino acids)
Biological process (GO): cellular response to amino acid starvation; regulation of translation
Cellular component (GO): cytosol
Molecular function (GO): protein binding; protein kinase regulator activity
Source: RefSeq, a predicted model, not a curated record